UUCAUUAUGGUGGCUUGCGAAAGACAGCUUCUAGGCCUGGCUUUGGCCUGCAUCGGCUUACUGGGGAGCAUCAUUAGCUGUGCUCUCCCCACAUGGAGAAUCAUGACAGCCUUCAAAGUGGUGGAGGGUUUGUGGAAGAGAUGUGUAAUCUUACCAACAGGUCAAAUGCAGUGCAUGGGGUACAAAGAUAUGCCGUUACCUGAAGACAUGAAGGCUGCCAGAGCACUUAUCAUCAUUGCCAUUAUCAUUGAGCUCCUUGGGAUCCUGCUUGGUGUGGCUGGGAGAAAUUUUAUGAACUUUGUGCCAGAUGAAAGGCAAAGGAGCAAAAUGGCUCUGACUUCUGGAAUUGCCUUCCUCAUUGCAGGCUUCUUUUUUCUCAUACCAGUCAGCUGGACCACCAACACCAUCAAUGAUCAUAUUCAUCCUACCCAGUCUACUUAUGGUCUUUCUAAUGUGCUAUUUAAAAACAUGGAGUUGGGAGCCGCGCUCUACAUUGGCUGGUUCACCACUGUCCUUUUGUUCCUGGGAGGAGGCCUCGUCUGCAGCUCCUUUUUCCGCAGAAAUGGAACUGAGUAAAACUCAAAUCUUACACUGUGUAAGCAAGGCCUUACUUAUUGCUUUUUAAAUAAGGCCUAUUUUCAUACAUCGAGCUGUUUAUUUUUGGAAAUAAGAAAAAGGUGUUAUGAAAGUUUUCACCUCAAGUUUGUCAUUUGAAUGAGUAGAUUAACAAAGUAUAAAAUCAGAUUCAAAUAGAGAGAAAUAUUUGAAGCUUGACUGAGUAAUUUGACUCUGAAUCUAUUUUAAGGUAUAAGGCCUACACCAUUAUAACCACCUUUUGUAUUGUUUUUUUUUUUCAUUUAUUGUUUUUGUUGUUCAUAAGUGUGGAGACAGAUUUGACUUUUUCAGGGAUCUAUGUAAAGUCAAAAUCAUGACCAUUUAAAACUGCUAUGAAAUCUAUUCAAUGUAAGUCUAUGUUUUAUCUUUGACUAUCAUCUCUUUAUUAAAUUGAUUCAAUAUUGAUGAUCAUGAAAUUGUUUUUACAUAUGCUUUUUCAAUAAAAAAUAUAUUUUUGUGUGUGAUUGUAUACAAGUGAAAUUUAUAUCAAAUGAAAAUGAAUAUUUUGGAGCAUGCAAAAUAUUAUGUAUUUUUGGUGCCUUUUUUAACAUUAAAGCAGCUUAAUAAACAUAGUAAGAAUGAGUUUGCAAAAACUGAACAUUGUAGAGUUUUGCAUUGAAAAAUAAACCAACAAGAUGAUUAAAAACUGUUAACAAAGACCACACUGCCAAAGUUGAAAAAGUUUAAAAAUGAUACAUUAAAAAAGACAAUUAAGUGUUUGAGUUGUUUAAAGUUUCAUGUGUGUUACAUCUAAUCAUAGACAACAAGUCAGAGUUGACAAAGUGUCAGUUUUACUUCCACACAUCUGUUGUGUCAAACAGUAACUACCAAAAGGAUUUAGUUUAGACUGGAGAAAUUUCAAAAGUUGUUUUGUUGAAUAAUUUUGUCAUUAAAGUUUUUAAUCACAAAUAA
Oreochromis aureus is the source of this 1527-nucleotide messenger RNA. RefSeq names its product claudin-4-like. Gene Ontology annotation, biological process: cell adhesion; bicellular tight junction assembly. The transcript has a single exon. NCBI's taxonomy places the organism in Eukaryota, Metazoa, Chordata, Actinopteri, Cichliformes, Cichlidae. Gene Ontology annotation, molecular function: structural molecule activity. Bases 7 to 576 code for a protein of 189 amino acids. The record is from RefSeq and is a predicted model, not a curated record. Gene Ontology annotation, cellular component: plasma membrane; bicellular tight junction.